AUGUCGAUGUUCCGCCCCAAGAAGCUCGACCUGAGCUGCUUCACCCUGAGCUGCUUCACCAAUGUGCGCGUCCUGCGCGACAACGCCAAGCGCCAGGUCUUCCAGGAGCACGAGACCCAGAGGCAAGCCCUCCGAUACCUCAUUCGCAACACGACCCUGCCGCCUCGCGUGCGCGCCGAAGCCCAGCUGCAGCUGACGCAGAUGCACGCCUACACGCGCCCCACGCAGAUCAGGAACCGGUGCAUUAUGGGUGGAAAGAGCCGCGGUGUUUUCAGGGACUUCAAGAUGUCCAGGACGAUUUUAUUUGGUUCAACGAGGUACUGGUCGUCUCAGAAAUCAGUCUUGGGCGGCGCCGUGUUUGAUUAUGGGGCCCAGCGGUUGUUUGGGCGGACUUACUUCCUUCUCGGUUUCCCCUCAGUCUCAGACAUCGAUCUGCACAAUGUUCCGCCGCAAGUGGUCUGGUCUCCCCAGAGACUAUCUCUUUCCUUCCAAUCUCAAGGACCUUGGGUUAGUCAAACGCUCGUUGGUGCAACUCUAUCUAACCGUCACAGGUACUUCAUCAACGAAGAUGACGAGAUCCGCAGCGUCACUGACCCCGACCGCUACUUCAAAUACUGGAUCGAUAAGAACAUGCGUGUCAACGGCCGUCAACGUUUCCACUUCAACGGUCCGUCUGCAGCACGCAGUCAUUCGGUUUCUCCCGCUGAUCGAUCACUAGAUGCCGUCCAAAAGAUUGUCCAUGCCCGCCUUGAAGCCGAAGGCCUAGAGCAGCAUAGCCUUCCCUUUGGCUCAAAGCCCGCAGAUCCCCAAGUGACCAUCUUCGCGAGCGCAGAUCUAUAUCGCAAGUCACGAGUCACCGUCAUAUUCGGCGAACCCAACCAAAGCCUCGGCAUCCUCGCCUUGCGCGUUGCCAACGGGCCCGGCGGCAUCAGCAUGGGCACCAUGGUCUCGGUUGUGCAGACCCUCAAGCAGCAAGUUUCGUCACCCGACGACUCGCAAUCUCCAGGCAUCAUUCUCUGCAAUGUGGGCGCCGUGUUCUGGUGCCUGAGAAGAGCGCGCCUGACCCUCGGCCACAUGUCUGAUAUGCCACUCGCCAGCCUCGCACAUCACGGCCGCCGCAUCACCACAGCAAACCAGGUUCCCGGGCUCGAGACGUCAGAAAAGCACAUCAGCUACAUAUUUGAGGCUGUACUGCCUGCCCUGACGAGCGAAGACGCGCGACUUGACCUCCUUGGCAUCGGCCUUAGUGCAGAUAUGCUUGAGGCGUACCUAGACCAAGACUAUGUCUGGAGCCGGUGGGGAAGUCGCAUAAACACGCUUUCCAUUCUCGGUGGCAUCACCGACAGUGCAAGCCUGAAGCACCAGGACUUUAGGGAUUUUCUUGCCAAGCGCGCCCGGGCAUACAUUACAUCCGAAGAGCCGGCUGAUAUGCCCCUCGCGGGACCUCAUGGCAACAGCAAGACUUCUGCUUUUCUAAACCACGGUACCGCGGCUGUUUACAGCUCGGGCGAGCCCUACUAUGUCGAGAUGAUACUCGUGCGGGCGCGCGAGUCGAUUCUCGGCUGGCUUGGCGAGGUUGCUGCUGCGGGAUUUGCCGCAUAUCAACACCCUGAGAUCACGGUUGUCGACAUUGCGUCUCAGAUGGAGGCGAGUACUGAGUCUGCUUGGGCCAAUGUUGAUACGGAGUGGGGUGACGUCCCGGUUGAUGUGAAGCCGACUAUCAGCUUCGGAGGCGAUGGGCAUGAUGUGACAGCCGCAGCUGAGCUGGUGAUCAGUCGUGAGUCUGACUAA
Molecule: messenger RNA, 1791 nt
Organism: Verticillium alfalfae VaMs.102
Lineage: Eukaryota; Fungi; Ascomycota; Sordariomycetes; Glomerellales; Plectosphaerellaceae
Product: mitochondrial 40S ribosomal protein MRP2
Exons: 5
Coding region: 1-1791 (596 amino acids)
Biological process (GO): regulatory ncRNA-mediated heterochromatin formation; translation
Cellular component (GO): ribosome; nucleus
Molecular function (GO): siRNA binding; structural constituent of ribosome
Source: RefSeq, a predicted model, not a curated record